GCCGCCAGUCGGCAGACGGCAGACGUAGGCGCCCGCCGGCGACGCAGACACCGCAGCGCGCCGCCACGCACCACGCCCAGCAGCCGCUGGAUGGAGACGUGAGGAUGCCAGCAGACAAGAUGUUCCCCGGGCUGGUGCUGCCGCCAAAGGCCCUGGAAGCCGACGGGGACAUCGCGGUCGGCAAGGCGGCCGUCGUCAAACACGCGCCUCUGGCCGCCUGCGAGGACGACGACACCGGGAAGGUGUGCAGCGCUCUACCCCCUCCGCCCCCACAGCCGCCGCCACCGCAGUUGCCGCCAGAGUGGCAGCGCCGCGCCCAGGAGGAACUCAACGAGCGCCCAGACACCUUACGCCAGGACAUAGACACCUUCCGCAGCAUGGUCGUCGCUGAAAAAAAUCUCCACGUUCGCACAGACGACGACUUCCUACUGAGGUUCCUGAGGGCCAGGAAGUUUAACUGCGCCAAGGCCUUCCACAUGUUGCAGCGGUACUACGUGAUGAAGCUGCGCUGCCCGGAGCUGUUCCGCGUGCCGCGGCCCUCGGAGAAGAGGCACAUCCUCGAGAUGCAGGUGCAGAACAUGCUGGACGACCGCGACGGCUACGGCCGCAGAGUCUACAUCUUCAGGGUCGAGCGAUGCGACGCAGCACAGGUGAGCAUAGAAGACAUCUUCCGCACGAACGUGCUGGCUUUGGAGCAGAUCGUCCAGGAGCCAGAGACACAGGUGGCUGGCCUCACCGUGCUGGUCGAUAUGAACGGCUUCGGCCUGCAGCACGCCAAGUUCCUCUCGCCCUACUACGCACGGCGCACUGUCGAGGUCAUACAGGAAACAUUUCCACUACGUUUCAAAGGAUUCCAUGUCAUAAACCAGCCAUUCUACUUUGAUGCAGUAUUUGCAGUUCUGAAACCUUUCCUCAAAGACAAGAUACGGAGAAGGAUUUACUUGCAUGGACGCGAUCUAAAUUCACUCCAUGCUUUCAUUAGUCCUGAUAUCCUGCCACAAGAAUAUGGUGGUCAAAAACCACCAUUUGAUAAUCAAGCAUGGAGAAUGAAGCUAUUGGCAAAUGAAGAUAAGUUUGUUGAAUUGGAGACUUACGGUUACAAGGUGGAUGAAUUACCAGUACCUGAAGAGGAUGAUUUUGACAGUUAAUGAUGCAUGCCUUCUAGUUAUUUUAAAUAAAGAUUUGUUGUUUACAAAACAGGAGCUGCACUUUGCUUUUAUACCAUAUAGUGCUAUGCCUGUAUGGUUUUUGCAUGUACAGUAAAUACCAUUCUCACUGCAGGUAUAAACACCACAAGUGUGUAUAUUUUAUUCUGUACUAUAAAAGAAUGAACACUAUAUCUAAUAAUUCCCAGUGGCAUAGUAUUGUGAUGGCUGAGUAUAGUCUUCAUUCUGACCAAUUAACUAUUAGUCAUAUGUGCCAUAAAAAGUAUUAGAAAGUGAACACAAAGUGAGGAUGCAGUGGUGGAAUGAAAAUUAUGUAAAACGGGUUUUUUUUUUGUUGCUAAUGAUUAAAGGAAUGGACAACAUUUCUGCAAGUAUUUUUUUAACUCAGAAAAGAGGACAACAAAAGAUAAGCCAGAAAAAAGAUAGACUCAUAUUUGAAAAGAAAUUCCUGUUGGACGGAAAAGGACGUCAAAGAUUAGGGAAUGUGCUAUAUUUAAAGCCCACAAAGUUACCUUCCUGUUAAAAUAUCUUCAUGUGUUGCUUUUAUUGAUCACCUUUUAUUUCUACUUCUUUAAAACAUCUCUCAGUUCUAAGUGUCUUCUCCCUUUUAUUACACCUUCUAUUUAUUUUGUCUAGUACAAGUGUUGUCUGUACUUCCAUGUGUUUAUUCCCAUUGAUCAGUAGCUUCUUUUCUUUAUUUCUACUUUUUUUUCAACUCCUAACAAUAUUUAUUACAAUCUAGUUAGAGUCAAGGGAUAUUUCAGAGAAAUUUGUUUUUUUCAAAUCCUAAGGUUCAUAUGUCCAUAACUUACCAUUAUAUCAGAAAAAUUAUAUGGAAAUAAGUGCCAUAUUUGGUAAUCUAGUUUACCAGUCCUAUGUUACAGAGAUAUGUAAUUGUCAAGUUAUUUCUGCAAAACUUCAACACUAAGAAAUUUAAGUUGAUAAAGAUCAAACAAUGAAAACACCAGGAUGAAAUAUCAACAAUAUAAGGAAAAUUAUAGAUUGCUUCUCACUCACUAUAAAUAUGACACAUUGAGUUGCAGACAGGCAGAUGAAAAGACUGUUAUAUGUGUAGCUUUCAGCCAAUGCCUUCUUUAGAAAAAAGACACACAACAUUCACUCACAUCAGCAACCACACCUCACCACCCAUGACAACCAUCUCUGGCAGCUUGGAUCAGAGCUGCUGCAGACAGUGGUCAUGUGUGUGAGAUGUGCUUACUUGUAUAUUUUCUUUUCUGGAGAAGGCUCUGGCCAAAAGCUAAAUGUGUAACUGUCUGUUUGUUGUGACUGUCUGCAACUCAAGUUAAUGAAAGUCUUAUUUAUUGUCAAAACCUGACAGGAAUCAAAAAACAUUAAUUGCAGACCUUGCAUUUAUGGAUGACUGGUAACUACAUUUUACUGUUUUACAAAACUUGAUUAUUACAAAUGUUCUGACUAGUUGUACUACAAAGCCAAAGAAAAUGGGUAUGCAUUUGUUCCCAUGACCUAAAAGGAAUAUGAAUAUUUGUACUCAUUAUACUGUGUUGGAAAGACACAUAGACCAAUUGGACCUUUUGAGCCAUCAGUGCAGUUCUUUAUACAGCAUUUCCUCAUCAGCAUUCCUUUCACCCCAAACAGAGAAUUACAUGCUACAAUUCACAGAGAUGUAAAAUCCAUUUAAUAUAAGCGGCUUAUGAUUUACUGCAUCUUUUUUGAGAUGAGAACUAUGAGUUCUUUUAUCUAUCUGUUGUUUAUUCGCUGUUAGGUAACUGCAGCCAACAAGAAAACUAAAAUUACAGUUCUCUUCCUCAAACAGAAUGUUAUUCCUACACUUAUUUUCAACUCGAAAUUGUAUUAAAAUUUACAAAAAAUAUUAUUUCAUAUUAACCUUUGUUAAUCAGUGAACUAUAAGUAUCACUUCACAUUAAUGUGUAACAUGAGGUACAAAAAAAUCUCCAUCAUAUAGCAGAGUAUAUGUUGUACUAAUAUCUGUAAGUAGACUCCUAUAUAAGCUUGAAUAAUAACUCUUCCAUUUGUGUGUUAUAUUCAUCUAGUUGGUGGUUUUUGUUCUCAGUGUGCUAUUAAAAUGUGCUUGCAUUUCCUAAAUCAAAGAAAUAUAAAAUAUAUGUGGUAAUAAUUGUUGUACAUGUAACUUUAACAGAAUAGCUGUCCAAGCUAUAUACAGUGACACUACAGUAUUUUUGGACUUGUUAUUUUUACUCUGUGUGUAUUUGUAAUAUGUAUAUAAAUGCUGUAUAUUGUAAUUUAGGUUAAAGUUAUGGGUGCUGGAUUAAGAAAGAAACUCACUUUUAUAAUAUAUGGCUGCAUCAAUGCUUACUGUGAGCUUGUGAAAUGCUUAGCAUAUGACAGCUAUUGUUUAUAUUUGUAGGAAGUUAAAUAGCAAUGUCUCACAACAAACUCAUCUAACUGAUAAAUGGAUGAAGAGCUGUGACUCAAACAUUCCUAGUUAAUAUUCUUAAGUGCUUUGGAAUGUCAAAUGUCUGUGAUGCAACUGUGGUAUUGACCACAAAUUUCAAUGUAAAAUAUUUACUCACUUAAGUGUAUGUGAUAACUACAUAUGAAAGCAUGGUUUCAGCAUUGAUAUAACGCACAUAACAUAUAACCAAUACUGUGUUUCAAACUCUUGUCAGUAAUAUUAGUCUCUGUCUUCUAGAAAGAUCUAAACACGUCUUUCUCCUGCUGACUCGCUUACUUUUUAUACUUCAUAUGAGUAUUCACUAUACUUUCAUUCAUUCUAUGAGACUCUGACAUCAUGUAACCUUCCGUUGCAGUUGGUUUUAUAAGCUAACAAUAUUAUUUUUGUAUAUAGACAUCACUUUAAUACUGUUCAUAUGAA
This is a messenger RNA of Schistocerca americana (American grasshopper), 4002 nucleotides long. RefSeq names its product clavesin-2-like. The record is from RefSeq and is a predicted model, not a curated record. The transcript has 9 exons. NCBI's taxonomy places the organism in Eukaryota, Metazoa, Arthropoda, Insecta, Orthoptera, Acrididae. Bases 105 to 1148 code for a protein of 347 amino acids. Gene Ontology annotation, cellular component: membrane. Gene Ontology annotation, molecular function: phosphatidylinositol bisphosphate binding.